Messenger RNA from Spirometra erinaceieuropaei, 9037 nucleotides. The record is from the annotation of a GenBank genome assembly. Lineage: Eukaryota; Metazoa; Platyhelminthes; Cestoda; Diphyllobothriidea; Diphyllobothriidae.
AUGGUCGAUAUUGUUGUCCCCCAGGGUUCAGUACUGGGACCCAUUUUGUUCCUUAUGUACGAGGACGAUGCCUCAAGAGCUUUAGACUGUGAAGUAGCAAUGUUUGCGGAUGACAUGAAGAUAUGGAGUGUAAUUCGGGGUCCUGUCGAUGAAGACAGACUGCAGAUGAACCUGAAUCGGUUGGGGGAGUGGUCAAAACGUUGGCUCCUGCGGUUCUACGUUGCCAAAUGUAGCAUACUUCGCCUAGGCAACACAGCCAGAUCCGCCAGCACAAGAGGCUACUUUCUGGGCGGUGCAGCCCUACAAGAGGUCGAAGCCCAAAAGGACCUCGGUGUGCUUAUGACGAGUUCCCUAAAACCAUCCGCCCACUGUUCGAGGGUGGCAAAAACCGCAAUGUCCGUACUGUACGCCAUCAAGCGUGCGUUUAUGGACUUUGACGAAGAAGCUUUGUCUAAGACAUUCGGAACAUUCGUCCGACCGCAUUUACAGUACGGCAUACAAGCUUGGAGGCCGUGGGCUGUUGUGGAUCAAAACUGCCUCGAAAGACUCCAGAGGAGAGCCACGAAGAUGGUUAGGGGUCAAAGCUCCUUUCCUUAAGCAACGCGCUUAGUAAAUCUGAACCUCUUUCCUUUGAGUUACAGGUAACUUCGCGGAGAUCUCUUGCAAGCCUUCCGCAUUGUAAAGGGGUUGGAUUGCAGUCUGGCCUUCGAGGACUUUUUUGAAUUUGCUACCACGACCAACCUCCGAGGUCACCCGUUAAAACUGCGCACUCAGCAGGCACGGCUGGAUGUGCGGAAGUUCUCCUUCUCGGUUCGGGUGGUCAAACCACGGAAUGAGUUUCACGCAGUUGUUGUGAUGUCACCAACUAUACAAAGUUUUAUGAAGAAUCUGGACAUAUUUAUGUUCCGAAAUGACCGAGAGCGAUGAGAAGUGGAGCUCACCCCCUGUAACUCGUUCUCAUUUUGUCCUUCCAUUAUGGGCGUGUUCAAACUAUUUCAGCCCAGAACAUCUAUCUGUACACCACACAUUUUUUACGUUGCAAAUAGGGUACUCAAAGGCUUACGCCUAUUUCCCUCAAUAAAGUGAACUGACCUGAACUGAACGUUGGCAUUUCAAAUACCGACAAAUGUAUCGCCGAAAGAAUUAUCCAGCCUUCUCUGAUAUUUUUUAUUGAGGUUUAUUGUAUAAUACGGACAGAACUGUUCGUUGGCAUGAACAAAAUGUUUAGAAUGACUUGCUCGUUUGUUAAUUGAUAUUUUUUGGCAGACAUCUUCUGCCAAGGAAUUGUUGAUGACAAUCGUCCAUUGCACUCGCCUUCUGGGACUCCAGUCGUAUUAUGAUGCCUCCCAAUGACAAACUUUAGUAACCAUUCGCACAGGUAGUUCGGUCCUUCUGUCAGAGUCCACACAGCAUUGUUGCCUUUGAUCGCUUGCCAUAUUUUGAUGUUAUCCUCAAAUAAAGCACCCUCGUAGACAAGUCAAUUUGUACUGUAUGUGAAACAGGAUAAAACUCUUCUUGAAACGGAACGUUCUACUUAUAUAUCGACGUCCUUGGCAGACCCUAGUAUUCUGGUCUCAUCUCUCUAGUCCCUCCUCGGUGGGAUGUAACCGACCGCACAAAGGUUCCUAUCGCCUCGAGGCUGGUUCUCUUUUCGCCUCUUUGACAUGAAUGGCCUCAUCCGGCAUUUGAAUUCUGUCUUGAUAAUGCCCGUUUCGAGCAUUUUACUCAGGACCACAUAGAUGCCAGUCCUGUCUGGCCCGCCUACUUACCUUUAAAUAAAAUCCGCUAUAAAAUGCCAUAUACAGGCCGGUCUUGCCUGCUUUUUAUAUAUUAAGGAGCAAAAGUUUUUUUCUCCUAUAGUGCUUACCCAGUCAUUCUCACUUUGUUUAUGUUAGGAGUUUUUUUCACUGCUUGCUCAACAUUCUUCGAAUCAUACUACUUAUUCAAUAACUAUGAAUUAAGUAUUGUAUAAAUUCUGUAUACCUCGUCUAAAAUUCUGAAAUUAAUGUAAAACUAUUCUUACUUGCUAUGAAAGGAAACCCACGGAAGUUGAAUAAAAAUUAUUAUUAUCAUGGGUUUUUAUUAUACUAUAUCUGCUAAAUUGUCCGACAAAUGACGCUGUCAGCGGUGUGCUUUUAACCUAGCCAGACAUCUGAACAAGAUCUCAUGCUUAUAACUGGGCUGUAUAAAGUCAGUGAAAAGAAAGAUGUCCUUAUGGUUGUGGACUUCAAAGUUCCUGGCAUUGACUGACUAACGUGAACUGCGCAAGGGACGCAAGGCAACUUGAAUCACAAACUACUAAGUGGGCGACGGACAGACAUCUCCGCCAGAACGUAACGUUCGAAACUCGGGAUUGGGGAUGACGACAGUCGAACUGUCUUGACAUUCUUGUACUCCAUAUGUGGAAAAUGAGUCAGAUUUGCAGGACCGACCGUCAUUAGUGUCAAGCGACCACACCACGAUCUUUUUUCGAAUAUACACUGUUUCUUAGACGAAUAUUGCCGAGAGGUGGAAGAGAAACAUUUAAAAAGGGAACUAUUCUCUCAUGAGGAGAGAAUUGUCGGCGGCAUCAUGAUGGAGUCUGUCCAAAGGUGGAGAUGCUGGAGUUUUUGGCAGCUGGUAGACAAAAUGUGCUUCGGUUUUGCGUUCGGUUGUAGUUUGGGGAACCACGCUAACCCCGGCACCAGAGUCGACAAGGAAUUUGUUGCCAGCGAUACGAUCCCAGAGAAAUAAACGGCGGGUGUGCAGAUUAGCAGCGGUUCCCGAGGCAGAAGCGUCUACUGUCGGGCGGUAUCGACUCCCCGAGGCCGUUAGAGAUGCCUCGAAAUGGCAUGGCUGAAGACAUCGUCGAGCUGCUCCUCCAAAUUGUUGGUGAUACCAGCAGGCGCUACUUGGAGGUCGUGAACGGCGGACGUGGGAAACGGAGGAGGUGCGCUGUCGGUUUGGUGUUUUCCGCGGGCCGUUAGUGAUAACUGCAGUAAACUGGACUUUUAGACACAUUGAUACCUCCUCCAGCCGAUGCAAGCAUAGGUUAGCUCCUUGUGAGUUUCAGUUAAUGAGUGACUUCUGAUCUUUUGACAUCGCACUGUAGGUCGCCGGAAGAUUGUUAUUGUGGACGAAAUGUCUGCUGAAUUCCAGUGCUCUAAAAUUCAGGGUCACCAAUUUCUGGCGGUCAAGUAUGCGAGAUCAACUUAAACCACGCACGAUAAGUUCGUUUCGUCUAAUUUCAGAAGUCAGGGAGUUGUUAGGAGUAGUUUAUUCUGUAAACAGGGUGGGUUGCCGUAAGUUGGCUGGUUGCUUGCAAUAGAGAUAAAUGUGCGUUCACGGAGAGCGCCCGUCGCGGUUUGCCGCCGUGUGUAGCUGGAGUGCGUGUAUUUAUCCGCGGGAGGGAGUGAAUGGCUGAGUGCUUGUCGCGCGCUUGGACAAAUUAGAGGAGGAAUGGGGAGGGGCGCAUACUCACGAGGGCCCACAGGUAUCAAGGCAGAGCGUUCCAAGCGCAUGAGGUGAUGAAAGUUUUCGAGGGCAGCCGAGAGUCACUGCAGUUGGACGGAGGUGCUCCACGGAGGUGGCCGCGUGUCAACGAUUGCCACGGCCACCGACUGACAAAACGGAGCCGGAGACAAGUGGGACUGGAUCGGCUGCUUCAGAACAAACGACAAACGAUAUACUUUCAAUUUUUUAUUGAUUGCGGUUGUUUGUUCCAACUGCCCUUUCAGAAGAAGGGGUCGCAAGCCGUACAAAGUGGAUAAAGUCAAACUUACAGGCCUCUUUCUAAAAAGAAAUCGCCUAUCGCGGCGUUACAGACCAACCGACUGUCAAGAACACCAACGAGAAUAUAAGCAAAAAACGCAGCGUUUGUAAACGUGGGGCUUUCAAGCAGCGACGAGGAUUACAACUGAAAAUAUCGCAAGAUUCGCCGGAGCACUCGAAAAUUAUAUAGGACCAUAUACGACGUAUUAAAAGAGCUCAGGAACUCACUCCUGCCCUUAAGUAUGCAAAUGGAAAACCAGAGACGGAUGACCAGGUUAAAGCCUCACUCGCUACCUUCCGGAUAACAUUCCCGCACCAGCACAUCGAGAACUUACCAGUGAACUGUGCGAACCAUUGUCUGCAAUAUUUCAAAAGUCAUUUGAAGAAGGCGAGCUCCCACAGGAAAGUAAUUGCGCUUUAAUCACCCCGGGCCAUAAAGAUUCACGUCUUGCCCGUGUAAAUUAUCGUUCCGUCAGCCUUGCUUGCAUUGUCGAUAAAAUAAUGGGGCGCAUUAUCAAAAGGUAUUUCUUGCAAUACCUGGAAAAAACAAAACAUUCUCAGAUGCCUAACGCGGAUUUCGGCCAGGACGCUCCUACCUAACGAGUGUACUAUAUUCGCACGUGAAAUGGACAAGAGCCACAGACAAUGGUUAUACAGUGGAUGUCAUAUAUUUGACUUCAAGAAGGCCUUUGAUAGCGUCCAAAAACACGGUUCUUUUGCAGGAGAUCGGGAGUGUUAAAAUCCAAGGAAGAAUGUUAAAGUGGGUAAGAAGUGUUCUGUCCUCCAGUGUAAAGAGAGUCCUUGUGAGUAACGCUUUGAUGGGACCCUGAAAUUUGUGUUCCACGGGGUUAUGCUUUGACGUACUGCUCUGUCUGACUUAGGUAAGCGAUUGCAUCGCCAAACUAACUUGUGAGACUCCCAUGUCCGCGGGCGACAUAAAAAUAUGAAGUGAAGUCACGUGCUAUAAAGACGCAAAGAAUUUGCAGUCAAACAUUGACAAACUGAGCGUUUGGUCAAACACAUGGUUGAAAGAAGCGAAAAGGAGAGUUCCAGGUAGCAGUUAAGAGAAUGAAGAUGCGAUCACUGGAACAAUAAAUUUAUUUGCCUGACGUUUCGUAUUCAGACUCGAAUCCAUCAUCAUAGACAUUCGCAGAUAAAGGUGAUGGUGAUACCAGGAGUGCAGUAUUUAUAGCACGUGGCUGCCGUGGGACCGUAUGCGCAUUGCAAUUAACAGUUCUCGCAAUCACCGCUGGGGUCGUAAUUGAUGCGGUGGUGGCUUGUCGGUCCGAGUCCGAGUCGUUAGUUGUCGUGAUUUCGUCAUCCGUGCUGGAUGCUGGUGUGAUGAUUGCUGGGCAAACUGGCUCACUGUCACUAUGAUAAUUGCUCGCCCGCGCCCUCCCCACGUGACCGAUUUUCCUGCCCAGGGAAAAUCGCAGCACGGAAUAUGGUAUCGGGAGGUCAUUGUGCUUGUUGACGGAUUGCGGGCCUGAGAACCACGACUCGAGCAGCUGGCAGCUCACGCGGUUUUCAAGCCUUGCGAGGAUUUCGGCCUCUUGAAAUUUGAAAAUAUGGCCGGGUCUCGUCGAGUGUACCGCCACCUGAGAGUUAGCGUCUCCCCACCUCACUGCUGCUGCGUGCUCGGCAAGUCGCGUACGGAGUAAUCUCCCAGUUUCUCCGACAUAAUUGCGUUGUCCCCAACUACACCAGAUCCGGUAAAUGAAUCUAGGCGUUUCCAUCAGGCCAAAAGACCCGCUAACACGGCAGGAAACGUCUGAAGUCGUUUACCGGAUCUGGUGUAGUUGCGGACAAAGCAAUUAUGUCGGGGAAACUGGGAGAUUACUCUGAACGCGAAUUCUCCAGCACGCAGCUGCAGGUGAGGCGGGGAGAUGCUAACUCUCGGUUGGUGGCACACUCGACGGGACCCGGCCAUAUUUUCAAAUUUCAAGAGGCCGAAAUCCUCGCAAGUAGUGACAACCGCGUGAGCCGGGAGCUGCUCGAGUCAUGGUUAUCAGGCCCGCAAUCCAUCAACAAGCAUGAUAACACCCCGGUAACCGAUUUUGUACUGCGAUUUUCCCUGGGCAGGAGAACCAGUCACGUGGGGAGUGCGCGGGCGAGCAAUUAUCACGGUGACAAUAACCCAGUUUGCCGAGCAAUCGUCACACGAGCAUCCAGCACGGAUGACAAAAUCCCGGCAAUUUACGGCUCGGACUCGGACCGGCAAACGACCACCGCAAGCCACCAUGACUGAGAAAUUAUGCCACAGAGAGAAAGGCAUCAUGUGCGGCACCACUGGGCAAAAGCCUGUAGGUCACUCUUUAGGAGCUCAAGAACGAUGUCCCGAUCUGCCUACUUAUAUCGAUAAGCGACUUUCAGAUCAUCGGCAUACAUGAAAGGCUUACCAUUUUGAAAUAAAUCUCGUACAUCUUUAACAAAAAGGCAAAAUAAGCGCGGAUCGAAUACACCACCAUUAAUGACUCCAUUCCUCACACGUGAGGGGUUGGAGAUAAUAUUGGAAAUCUUAACUCGUUGUAUACUAACGCCCAGGUAAGGGGAUAUAAAAUUCAAAUUUUGCCAGCUGUUCCGAAAGAGGACAGUUUCAAGAGAGGAAGAACAUGGUCAACACGAUCAAAAGACUUGGUGAAAUCGAAAUAUACUGUGUAAAGCGCAAAACCAUUGUCCCUAGAUUGGAAAACAUAGUCAAAGAAAGAAAGUUGGCAGGUGUCACAAGACCGAGCUUUGAGGAAUCCACGGUGAGCAACACUCAGUAGGUUAUGCUCUGUUAAGUGACACAUCAUCUUAUCUUUGAUCAAUGCCACUUAGAUCUUCUAAACUGCAGGGAGGGUGUUUAUUGGCGUAAAUCGGCCAUGCUUGGGAAUGGGAAAAAAGUGUGAUUCCUUCCACAACGUAGGAUAGGUAUCACACUCAAGAGCGAGGUUAAAUAUCUUGCAUAAAAGGGAUGAAAAAAUAGUAUUUGAAUCGGCUUUUAAAAUUCUUACUGGGACACCGUCAGGCCCUGGGUUAUGAGAUUGACGAAAACGCCGAAUCGCAACAGUCACAUCCCCCAGAGUGAAAGUUAAAGUCUCGAGAACUGUUCCCGUCAAUGCCUGGAUGGUUGAAGGCGGAGUGGUCGAGUCUUCAAUAAACUUUUUGGACAGGAAAGCAUUGAAGCUAUCAGCCGUUAAAUGGGCAUCAGCUCUAAGAUCCCUGGGAGCGUCUUGAAGGUUGGGAUGCUCCGUCUUUCUGUGAGUUCGUAUUUUUCGGGAGAAAUGUUUCGGGACAUUUAACGAAGAUCUGGGUGUAUGGUUCGCCACAAAUCUAAUGCCGUCAGAAACGCUUAAAUAAGAUGGUCCAGGAGGCAGCUAAUACCUUACAUGGGAACGGACGGUUAUUUAAAACAUUUCAUCCUGGACACUUUGGUAGUCUUUUCGGCGUCUUUGUAAGACCCCACCUGGAAUAUAAAAUUCCAGCAGUUUCACCAUGGAAGAGGAAGUAUACUGACCUACUCGAAUAAUUGCAGCGCAGAGCAACGAGGAUGGUCGAUGGCCUAAAAAACUUUUCGUACCUGGAGAGGCUGAAUGUGCUUGGUUUAUUCCCUCUAUCCUACAUGAGCGAUCUGGUGAAAACAAUGUUGGAAAGUGCUGCGCACAAAUUAGCAAACCUGAUGACAAUAAUUCUGUCCAACAAUUUAGUAAACGUUACAUUCCAAGUGAUGUAUCGAUUUAAAUGUGUGAAUCUAGAUUUAUUUGUUCUGAUGUUUAGUGGCCACGGGAUAGUCACAUAUUGAUUAUGUUACAGGCUUCCGCAACGUGGUGGAUAAAUCUAACGAGAUAGGAAGGAUAUAACUUGCAGUGGGUAUAUUUCUGCUGUUUGUAUCAUGACUAACAUUCGGUGUUAGCCCUUCAAGCGGCACUGUAGUAACUUAGAAUGGACUGAGUUACUUUGCUGUUUUUUGAAUCUGUCGCGCGAUGUCUUAUCAGGCGGUCGUCGAUGUGAUAAAUCGGAUACUGGCAGAGGCUCUCCCUGAUAAUGUCCACCCUAUUUUAGCACUUGCAAAAAGUGAUCAAGAGAAGUCAAAAUCCUCCGACAACUACCCGGAGGAAAAUGACGGCAGCACUGGUUUGCACCUAUCACGACCUAUGUCUGAAAGGAAGGCUUGGCUACGACAGGUAACACACAAUUCUUCGUCAAACGUCCCAGUCAUAUAAAAAGCCGAUCGCAGCGGCAGGUGUGCGAGAAACUGCGCAGAACUUACUAUUAGCUGGUUCCUCGAAACACCCCGUAAAGGCUGAUUCCCAAGACAUUCAGUCAGAAAAAGCCCGCGAGAGGCGAUUACGAAGGCAGGCAACACAGGGUGUCGUCGUUUUGUUCAAUGCAGUCCGGCAGCAUCAAAGUAGUCUUCAAGAAAAGCUGAGUUCUGCUGGACCGCUUGUGUUCCAACAAGAAAAAGUUAUCGCGGACCUGACCACUUCUGAUUUUCUCGAUCGUUUGUCAGCCGGAUUACCGGGUUCAAAACCCAAGGGCAGCACUGCCAAAUCCGACCAAGAAGUGAAAGAAAUUCCUCAGAAUACUGCGCCUAAACGCAAACUGAAGAACUUUCCGGUUAGUGUUUCAUAUGCUUACGAAGAUUCCGAUAACUAUAGUGUUUGCUGAUUCUCACUGGCUUGCAUGCUGCUCCAUUUGCCACAGUCACUAUUCACAUGCAGGCUGUAUUUGUCACCGCUCCUGAUCACAUUUCACAAUGUUUUUCCGUUACUGACAGGAAGUUUACUUUUGCCGAUUUAGUGAGAAACCUCUGUAAUUCAUCUCAUGUUCAUUGUUUCAACUGACUUAAACCACAUGUGACUUACAGUGAUAAAUCUUUUCUAUUAGACCAUAUUACAUAUUUAUAAAGCUUGCCUGUCACAUUUAGCAUUGUACGACGGAGUAUUACCAGAAUGGAAUGAGAAAGCUGAGACCCAGUCGCAUGCGGCCGUAUCUGAGUAGGGUUGGCAAAUUCUAUGACACGACUUUUGUGUUAUUGUCCUUGUGGCUGAGACUUGCAUCAGUAGAUUUUAGAACGUGGGCAGGAUAGUCUUUAGCCAUACAACACCCCCAAUCAGUACUACCUCUUUUCUGUUUUCACCUUCGUUAACUUAUUGAAGUACCCCUUCGGAGUUUGGCUGCUGUUUCUGACUGACAGGCAUGUUCAGUUUUCUGUCUCUAUCCCAAUCAUACAUUAGGUGCUGUCUAAACAAAUGCGUUUUAUUUUCAGCUAACAACCUACAGCGUCAAAAUUGGCAAACGGUGA